AAUGUCAUAAUAUGACAUUUAGUUGUCAACUAAAAAUCAUUGUUGUUCGUUGCGCUACAAAGAAAAACGUUUAGGUAAACAGCGUAAUAGUUUUUCAAGCCUGAAAAUCUAAAAAAUUUAAAGUGUUGUUGUUAGAAAAAUAAAAUGGGUGCAGUUCUUGGAUUAUGCAGCGCAGCCCAGAUGGCCUGUUGCUGUGGAAGUGCAGCUUGUUCGUUAUGUUGCUCGGCAUGUCCUUCAUGCAAAAACUCAACAUCUUCACGGAUUAUGUACGCCUUAAUGUUAAUAUUAGCAACAAUUGUGGCAUGCAUUAUGUUAGCCCCUGGACUACAAGAUUCCCUACGAAACGUGCCAUUUUGUAAUAAUCAAACAACAUAUUUACCAAAGGAGGCUGUAUUUAAUUGUAGCCAAGCUGUUGGAUAUUUAGCUGUUUAUCGAAUAUAUUUUAUUUUAACUUUAUUUUUUGUCCUAAUGGGAAUAAUGAUGAUUGGGGUUAAAACUUCUAAAGAUCCUAGGGCUGGAAUUCAAAAUGGUUUUUGGGGUCUUAAAUACUUAUUAGUUAUUGGUGGUUUAAUUGGAGCAUUUUUCAUUCCGGAAGUGUCGUUUGGACAAACAUGGAUGUAUUUCGGAAUGAUAGGAGGAUUUCUAUAUAUUCUAAUCCAAUUGAUAUUGAUUGUUGACUUUGCCCAUUCUUGGGCUGAGUAUUGGGUUGGAAAUUAUGAGGAAAGCGAAUCAAAAGGGUGGUAUGUCGCUUUGUUAGGGGCGACCAUUUUAAAUUAUGCGCUUACAAUAACUGGAAUAACUCUUUUAUUCGUUUUCUUUACAAAGCCUGACUCUUGUGGAUUAAACAAAUUUUUCAUUUCAUUUAACUUAAUUUUGUGCAUAAUUGUUAGUGUGACUUCAAUUUUACCAGCGGUGCAAGAAAAACUUCCAAGAUCUGGGUUAUUACAAUCAUCAGUUGUAUCAAUUUAUGUUACUUAUCUAACUUGGUCAUCAGUUUCGAAUCAACCAGAUAAAAAUUGCAACCCCGGGUUAUUGGCGAUUAUUGGAGCUGGGAAGGAAAAGACCAACCUUGGUUUUGAUAUGGAAAGUAUAGUUGGAUUGGUUAUAUGGUUUUUGGUUGUAAUGUAUUCAUCAUUAAGGACUGCAUCCAAAUCUUCAAAAAUUACCAUGUCUGAACAUGUUUUAGUUAAAGAUACUGGAGCAGUUCAACCCAAUGACGACGCUCACUUGGUCAAUCGGGAAGCUUCUAACGGCUAUGACUCUAUACCAGGUGGUGACGCCGAAGAGGGAGGUGAGAAAAAGACGCAAGUUUGGGAUAACGAAGCUGAUACGGUCGCUUACAAUUGGAGUUUUUUCCAUAUCAUGUUCGCUUUGGCUACUUUAUACAUCAUGAUGACACUCACCAAUUGGUACAAGCCUAAUUCAACACUUGAAACAUUAAACGCCAACGCCGCUUCAAUGUGGAUUAAAGCGAUAUCGAGCUGGCUCUGCUUAUUCUUGUAUGGAUGGACAUUGAUUGCUCCAAUUGUCUUAAGAGAUCGCGAAUUUAAUUAAAGAUCUAUUUAACAUUGAGUAAAUAAAUAGUCUUUCUCAUAAUCGUUGUUUAUAAUAGAGUUAGGUUGCUUUGAAAUAUUGAGAUUAACAAGUUCAAUCUCUUUAAUUUUACUAAAUGUAAUAAAUAUUCUUGUAUACUUAUUUUUCAGUUUAUUGUAUAGAAGUUUUGUGAUUUUUAUGAUUAUUCUAAAUAAAUAAAAAUAGGUUUAAAACGUUAAAA
Messenger RNA from Onthophagus taurus, 1774 nucleotides. RefSeq names its product serine incorporator TMS1 (gene TMS1). Gene Ontology annotation, cellular component: membrane. The record is from RefSeq and is a predicted model, not a curated record. Lineage: Eukaryota; Metazoa; Arthropoda; Insecta; Coleoptera; Scarabaeidae.